Molecule: messenger RNA, 7026 nt
Organism: Ictidomys tridecemlineatus (thirteen-lined ground squirrel)
Lineage: Eukaryota; Metazoa; Chordata; Mammalia; Rodentia; Sciuridae
Source: RefSeq, a predicted model, not a curated record
GACGGGUUGUCAGUCCGUUCUCGCGAGAGAGGACGGAAGCCUGUGGGAGCCCGUGGCCUUUAAAGUGUGGUUCAGCCCUUUCCUCCAGGGGUAGUUUGUAAACACGGCUGCGCUCCGGGCUCCCGGGUGACGGAAAGGAUCAUGAAUAAGUGACCUGGAAAGGGAUACUAGAUGGAAACUUAAGUUGUGCUUAUUGGUAAGAGCUGAGGGAUUCCUGACUACAGAGUGAAUAAAACUCAUGGCCUACCAGCUAGAAAGGCAAUACAAGGACCUGUGGAAUAUGAGUGAUGACAAACCCUUUCUAUGCACUGCCCCUGGAUGUGGCCAGCGUUUUACCAACGAGGAUCAUUUGGCUGUCCAUAAACAUAAACAUGAGAUGACACUGAAAUUUGGUCCAGCACGUAAUGACAGUGUCAUUGUGGCUGAUCAGACCCCAACACCAACAAGAUUCUUGAAAAACUGUGAAGAAGUGGGUUUGUUUAAUGAGUUGGCAAGUCCAUUUGAGAAUGAAUUCAAGAAGGCUUCAGAAGAUGACAUUAAAAAAAUGCCUCUAGAUUUGUCCCCUCUUGCAACACCCAUCAUAAGAAGCAAAAUUGAGGAACCAUCUAUUGUGGAAACAACUCACCAGGAUAGUCCUUUACCUCAUCCAGAGUCUACUACCAGUGAUGAAAAGGAAGUACCAUUGGCACAAACAGCACAACCCACAUCAGCUAUUGUUCGUCCAGCAUCAUUACAGGUUCCCAAUGUGCUGCUCACAAGUUCUGACUCCAGUGUAAUUAUUCAGCAGGCAGUACCUUCACCAACCUCAAGUACUGUAAUCACCCAGGCACCAUCCUCCAACAGGCCAAUUGUCCCUGUACCAGGCCCAUUUCCUCUUCUGUUACAUCUCCCUAAUGGACAAACCAUGCCUGUUGCUAUUCCUGCAUCAAUUACAAGUUCUAAUGUGCAUGUUCCAGCUGCAGUCCCACUUGUUCGACCAGUCACCAUGGUGCCUAGUGUUCCAGGAAUUCCAGGCCCUUCCUCCCCUCAACCAGUACAACAGUCAGAAGCAAAAAUGAGAUUAAAAGCUGCUUUGACCCAACAACAUCCUCCAGUUACCAAUGGUGAUACUGUCAAAGGUCAUGGUAGUGGAUUGGUUAGGACUCAGUCAGAAGAAUCUCGCCCACAAUCAUUACAACAACCAGCUACAUCCACAACAGAAACUCCGGCUUCUCCAGCUCACACAACUCCACAGACUCAAAAUACAAGUGGUCGUCGAAGAAGAGCUGCUAAUGAAGAUCCUGAUGAAAAAAGGAGGAAAUUUUUAGAGCGAAACAGAGCAGCAGCUUCAAGAUGCCGACAAAAAAGGAAAGUCUGGGUUCAAUCCUUAGAAAAAAAAGCAGAAGACUUGAGUUCAUUAAAUGGUCAACUGCAGAGCGAAGUCACCCUGCUGAGAAAUGAAGUGGCACAGCUGAAACAGCUUCUUCUGGCUCAUAAAGAUUGCCCUGUAACCGCCAUGCAGAAGAAAUCUGGCUAUCAUACUGCUGAUAAAGAUGAUAGUUCAGAAGACCUUUCGGUGCCAAGUAGUCCACAUACAGAAGCUAUACAGCAUAGUUCUGUCAGCACAUCCAAUGGAGUCAGUUCAACCUCAAAGGCAGAAGCUGUAGCCACUUCAGUCCUCACCCAGAUGGCAGACCAGAGUAUGGAGCCUGCGCUUUCCCAGAUUGUCAUGGCUCCUUCCUCCCAGCACAGCCCUCAGGAAGUUGAUUAAAAACCUGCAGUACAACAGUUUUAGAUACUCAUUAGUGACUUCAAAGGGAAAUCAAGGAAAGACCAGUUUCCAUUUAUGCGAAAUCUGUGGUUGUAAAUUUUUUUUUUUUUACUUGAAAUUAAAUUUGGCUCUAAAGUUGGUGUAGCAACAGUUGAUGAUAAGACUGAACGACAGUUUUAAGUCUCUGGAAAGACUGAUUUUGCUUUUUUAUAAAUAUUGUUAGAUUUAUUAAUUUUUCUGUGCUCAAUGUGUAAAUUGUAUUAUAAUUCAUUGUGGUUUAUUUUACUUUUAAUUUGGUGGUGUUUUAAUAAAUGGGGGUGUUAUUGAAUCUCUCUUCCCACUUCCAUUUCUUUUGCCCACCCCUUAUCCCUCAACUGUGAUGGUAGUCUUGUUAUCAUUUAUACCAAAGUUCUGCAUAGUCCCUAUUGACUUUGUAAUGUGAACAAAGUCAUAAAGCACUAGGCAAGAGAAGGGUAGAAAUUUGCUUUUAAUCUUUUUGCCUUUUAUUUUGCACAUUUUGCAAAAGGAAUAAUAUUGGAGAACACUGGUUUGUUGUUUUAAGUGAGAGAAAACAUGAUAAAAGACAUACAGUGCUUUCAUGUGCACACUGUUAAAUCAAGUUCAUUAAUAAUGCAUUUUCUUUUUUUAAGAUUUUAAGUAGACAAAAAUUUUGGAAUCUUCAGCAUUUAAAAAAUGACUUUAUUUUUAAGUCUGAAAUUCAGUGUUUUUAAACUAUGUUUUGAGGCUGAAAAGUAUGAAAUUAUAUAAUAUACGAUACAGGGUUAUCAGAUAUUUAGUAAUUUUUUAAAAUUAGCUCUUGUUUUGAGGGUUUUUUUUUCAGGUUUCAGGUUACAGACAGAAUUUAUGCAUAAUCAAGUAUGGUAUGGUUGCCAGAAAAGCCUAAAAUUACUACUUAGAAAAUUUACGACUGUUUACCCCCAUUGUCUUGUACUUGCGAGCUAACUUGUACUUAUUCUUGUGAAAGCACUGUCAUCUUUUAGUAGCAAAUUUUGAUAACGUUUCUCGUGGAAAAAAAUCAGUAUCUAUCUUUAGAACAAUGUAAUUAUAAUGUGGGAAAUGUAAGAGAGAGAGAGAGAAUGUGUGUGUGUGUGUGUGUGUGAGUGUGUGUGUGUGUCUCUCAAUAGUUUAUGCCAGCAAUCUUUGCUUGAAUGUUUAACGAUGCCUUCAGUGUGAUGCUGGCCAAUAGAUGAUUGCAAUUUAAAAUGUCAUUACUGUGCAGGCUUGGACAACUAACAUUCCAUGAAGUAGCUUGUUUCUGAUGAGAUGAUUGUAGGUACACUUCUCAUUAUCCAAUCAUCUGUGGGAUACUGAAUUUUCUAAUGUGCCAUUAUCUAUUUUUAUUCUUCAGUUAUGUUCAAAAUACAGUACAAUAUUUUAAAUAGACUCAAUUGUUAAACAAUAAAAAUAAAAAAGUAGUAAAUGUGUGUAAAAAAACCUUUGUAAAAUAGUUAUGAGUCCUACCCAGUUCCAACUUCUGGCAUUCAAGCAGGAUUCCAUUAUGUAAAUAUCUGUAAUGCAUUAAUAAUGAGUUGUGUAGUUUGUUCUACAUCCAUACUACACUACUUGCUAAAGUCUCUGUGCCAUCUUCUGAUGAGAUUGACAUUUUAAAAGCCUAUAUGGAAUAUCCUUGAUAAUUCAAGGGAGUAUCCCACCUGCCUAAGUUUCAAACUGGGAAACAUGCAAAUUAUACAAAUGAUAUUUCAGGACUUCUAAGUAUGAAGAUAAUAGGAAUUUUAUUGUUUGACUUAUUUAAAAUGAGAGCAUUUUGGUUGACAAUUCUACUUCAAAAUUUUCUUAUUUUUAACUGAUGUCAUAAUUUUAAAGUAAUCAAUUUCUAAUCAUGAUUUUGUCAUAGUUUGCUAAGGAGUUGAUCUCAAGGCACAAAAUAUGAAUUAUACAAGAAGGCUAUUUUUUAUCGUAGCUUGGAUGGGUUAGGAAAAGCCUCAAUUUUUCACUUUCUAAAGUCUUUCAGUGCGUUUUUCUUUCAUCUUAUUUAUGCAAGUUAAAGUUUUUGGUAACAAUUCUUGCAACUGUAAAAUAAAACUACAUAGAUGUAAGAAGUCAUGUAAACGGUUAAUGAGCUUACCAAGGUUAGCAAACUUUUCAUUGUAAAUCAAUCUGUACUCAGCAAAUAAAAAUCAUUAUUAGUUGUAUGAACACAAAUUCCAUUUUGACUUCCAAGAUGUCACACUACUUCUGUACCUAGCAUUUUGAGUCCUUAUAUUUGCAAUGUUACACAAACUGUACUAUUUUCUUUUAUGUGCAGUUUGCAUGAGUAAACCGUCAAGAGAAUAAAUUCUAUCUUUAAAUUAUGUUCAUAAUUUGCUUGUUUUUACCUGUCUUUCACAAAGUAAUAUCACCUAAUAAGUGUUUUUUUCCUUCAGGACGUUUAACUACCUGAGAAGAACUGAGAUUCUUUCCACUUUUCUGAUAAGAUUCAUUCAUACUUGAAGACCUUUCAACUUCAGAGUGCUCAGGCCUAUUCCUUUUUUAUGCAUUUACCUUAAGCUCUAUUCAUAUGCUAUGAUUCUUUCAAUUAUGUCCCCAGCCUGGAACACUCCCUGAACUUUAGCCACAGACCCACCUCCUCACCACCUAACAAAAACCUCAUAAAUUGGGGUUAGGGGUAUAGCUCAGUUGGUAGAGUGCUUGCCUAGCAUGCACAAGGCCCUGAGUUCAAACCCAGCACCACCACCCCCCCCAAAAAAAAAAAACCAUCUUAAAUAGACCAUAUCCAACACUGAAAUAACCUUCCCUCACACUAACCUCAGAUAUACUCUUCUCACAAUCUUUCAUGAUUCAGUUGAUGGCAGUGCAGUUCUUCCAGUUGCUUAAGCCAGAACAUUCUUGUCAUCCUUGAUGCCCCACUCUCCCAGCCCUUAUUCAAGGUUUACCUUACCUUCCAAAUAAUACAGAAUGCAACCACUUCUCACCAUGUACAUUGCCAUCACCCUGAUCUGUGCCCUCAUUUGCUGUAGUUGCCUUAUAAAUGUCUCUUCAUUUCUAUUCCUGACCACCACUGCUCAUCCCCAGUACAGCAGCCAGAGUGAUGCUUUUAAAACCUGUCAGGUUACAGCCCUUCUCUGCUCAGAAUUCCAAGUUGUUCCUCAAGUCCUCAGAAUGGCCUACAAGGCCCAUCCAAUUACAUCUCUGAUGUCAUCUCCAACCACAUUGUUUUGCUCAGUGAAUGUUUUUAGUGCUACCAAGUGUCAGGUGGUGGUCUAUGCACUUACAUACCCCAGCAACCAAAGCCAAAAAUUGCUGUCUUCCUGAAGCUUACCUUUUACUAAAGAGGGUGUAGGAAGGAGUAGGGAAACAUAAUAAAUAAGUCAAUUGUAUAUGACAAGGGGUAGGAGCUAAAUGAAGAAACAGUCUGUGGAGAACAGUGGAAUGACGUUUUAGUCAUAUCAGAUGGAACCAAUCAAGAUGCAAACAAUUGCAUAGCUACUAGUGUACUUAAGAUAGAUGUCUGAUAUUAGGUUUUAAAAAUGUUUAACAAAGAUAAACUGUGCAAGCAUACCUCGUUUUAUUCUAGUUUACAGAUAUUGCUUUUUCCCCCCACAUCGAAGGUGUGUAACAUCCCUGUUUGAACAAGUCUGAUCAAUGCCAUUUUCCAACAGCAUGUACUGAAGGUUUAAACUAUCAUUACCAUUUUUAGCAGUAAUGCAUUUUUAAUUAAGGUAUUACAUUGUUUUAUUAUACAUAAUGAUAUUGCACACAUAAUAGAUUAUAGUGUAAACAAUUUUUAUGUGCACUGGGAAAUCAAUUUGUGUGACUCACUUUAUUGCAGUGGUCUGGAACCAAACCAAUUCUAUUUCUAGGGUUCAACAAAUAAGUGAUGCAUUAAAAGAUCAAACUUGUAUUUAUUUGGACUUAUUCCGGAGGACAGGAACAAUCUUUUAUUUAUGGCAUGUGCUUACUGUUAAAAAGUAGUUUUACUAAUUCUACUUCUAUGAAACUACAGAGUUUGAUGCCUAGUUGUGAGACUAAUUAUAGGAGAAUCCCAUUUACUCCUAGGCCUUCAUCUUAGAUAAAUCUACACAUGCUCAAAUACAUUCACAAAAUACCUAGAGAACACAGUUAUCAAUGCAAGUACUUUUAAAAUACAUUUAGAACAAAUAAUUUUAAAAUCUGAUCAUUCUAGAUUAUCUUGACCACAGAAUAGUUAAUUUUGAGGCAAAGUUAUAGAAUUUCAUUUGUUUGCAGUUAUGAAAAUGUCUUUAAAUUUUAAUAAAUACCAAUGAACUUUUCCUGUGAUUUUCUAAUAUUUAAGUACAAAUCUUUUCAGUUAUUAAUAUGGUAGAUAGAGGGUUGAGUGUUCAUAAAGGCAAAGCAUUAAGAUCCUAGAGAUCUAGGUAGUAUCCUUCUAUGUAGAAAACAUUCUCAAAAUAUAAAAUAAAGGCCUUUCUAAAUAAACAGAUAGUUCAACCAUUUAAGUAAAUUUUAUAUAUAUAUUGCCAUAGGAAAAGUUCAGUGAAAUUGUUUCCAGAAUGAAAGAACUUCGACAUAGCAAAACGCAUGUGACAUUGUAACCCACAAUAAGAUAAACAACUUGCAUAGAUGUAUUCUUUGUAGCAAUCCAAAGCACCAAAUCUGUGGUUAAUUGUAAAAUAUAAAACAUGGUCACAGCAAUCAAGCUAGAAAGGUACUGUUACUUGAUGAUGGGCCAGUGGUUUGCAUCUGUUUCCUCAAAUGUUCAUACUAGUCCUUCCAAAGGAUUUCCACCACUAUGUCAUUGGUAUACCCUUGUCAUGGUCAUGAUGCCUUUCCUUGCCUCUGUUUUGCAUUAGAUUUCACAUUUUAGGCAUUUCUUGAGACAGAAUUUUUUGAACAAAAUAAUUGCUAUGGUUUGUAUCAUGUAUGACCUCGAUUCUUUUGAAAAGUAUUUCUGAUCCUAAUCUCAUUUCUAGUUAUGUGAAAUAAGAUUUGGCUUACUUACUUAAUUUUGCAGUGAAUUUGCUUUCUGUGAAAGUGCAUAAAAGAGAAUGUUUCCCCUAAGUGAGCUCCUUCCUUUUAUUUUUGCUCAAUUUUUAAAGAAGCAUGUAAAUUAAGAAGAAAUGCUGUUUUUCAAAGCCUAACACAAAAUUUGGCAAAAAAAAAUUAUUUCAUGUGGUUUAUUUAGAAGAAUUUAAGAUAGCAUUAUCUAUUAUGAGUUUCUCGUGAUGGGAGACAAAUACUUUAUGUGAUGUUUAUGAGAAAUAAGAAAACUUGUCAAUGCCAUUAUUCAACAAUAAACCCUUUGCAUUAUCCACUAA